Molecule: messenger RNA, 1454 nt
Organism: Hevea brasiliensis (rubber tree)
Lineage: Eukaryota; Viridiplantae; Streptophyta; Magnoliopsida; Malpighiales; Euphorbiaceae
Exons: 2
Coding region: 332-1192 (286 amino acids)
Source: RefSeq, a predicted model, not a curated record
GCUCUUCUCCUAUUUUUUUUGUUCUCAAAUUGUUUAUUUUCUCUUAUUAGGUCAUAUUUUGAAAUGCAUUUCUUUAAUAUGAUUACUUAAAAUUAGUAUUAUUAAUAUUUUAAUUUGUAGAUGCAUAGGGAAUCAACCACCUAUUUUACUAGGUUAAGUGAAUUAAUUUAUUCAUCUUUUUUUUUUUUUUUUUACAAUAAAGGGAUGCUCCAAAAUUUCAGUAAUCAAAUUUAUAAUUCAAAAUUUUCACUUUCUCUAUUUAUUCCAUUUUUUGAAUAAUUUUCUUUUUAUUUGUUUUUUAAUAAUAGUAUAUUAGUAUUAUACUUUGUAGAUGGAUAAGGAACAAAGUGAAGAUAAUUUCUUAGAAGAUGACAUGGAUGAUGCAUGUUAUGAUAUGUCAAUAGCCGAUACAAAUGAUAGUUUAGAGUUUGAGAAUAUGUUGAAACAUAUAAUGGACACUUGGCAACGACAACGAGUAGAGGCCAUAGUUCAGCUAUUGCGUUAUGUUGUGAAUCUCUUAUGGUUAUUGGACAUCCAAGCAAUGGUUAUUGCCAAACCCUUAAGUAGUCUAAAAGUAGAAAGAGAUGCAUUACAAAAUAAGCUAAUGAGUGAGCUCACUACAAAUGAAGUCAUUUGUUGUGAUAUUGUACGUAUGGGUCCAGUUGCAUUUGCUGAAUUUUGUGGAAAGAUCAGAGCUACUGGCUUGCUUAAAGACUUUAGACAUUCUACAGUGGAAGAGCAAUUAGCUAAGUUCUUGCAUAUUUUAGGCCAAAACUUUAAAAAUAGCGUAUUGGGAUUUUAUUUCCAUCGCUCAGGUGAGACAAUAAGUCGUCAUUUCCAUAAUGUCUUAAGAGCAGUAGUGGCACUAGAAGCUGAGUUUCUUAGCCUACCAAAUGAAACUGAAGUUCCCCCUCAAAUUUUGAAUAAUAAUAGAUUCUAUCUGUACUUCAAGGAUUGUGUUGGUCCAUUAGAUGGAACACAUAUUCAAGUUAAAGUGCCUAAAAAACAUGCCCCUAGAUUUCGAGGGAGAAAAGAAUGGCCUAUACAAAAUGUAUUAGUAGCAUGUUCUUUGGAUAUGAAAUUCACUUAUGUGUUGCCUGGUUGGGAAGGAAUUGCCUCUGACUCAAGAAUCCUAAAAAAUGGGCUGGUUAGGGAAGAUAAACUUGUAAUUCCUCAAGGUAUGUGCAAUUGAAUAUGAACAACUUCUACAUUUAAAUAUAUUAUAAGACAACACGUCAUAUUUUCCCCCUUUGUUAGGAAAAUUUUAUCUCGUGGAUGUUGGAUUACCAUUGAGGAGUCGAUUACUUGCACCAUAUAGGGGUGUUCGUUAUCAUUUGAAUAAAUACUCCAGACGUGGACCUCAAAAUGCCAAAGAAUUAUUUAACCAUCAUCAUGCAUCACUCCGUAAUGUCAUUGAGAGAGUUUUUGGUAUUUUAAAGAAAAGGUUUCCAAUU